Molecule: messenger RNA, 790 nt
Organism: Porites evermanni
Lineage: Eukaryota; Metazoa; Cnidaria; Anthozoa; Scleractinia; Poritidae
Source: the annotation of a GenBank genome assembly
AUGAAAUUUACACGUAGUCUGCUUUACACACGAAGCUUACUGUUAGAUUAAUACAGUUACGUCAGCGAAAGUAGAAACUGCGCUUGCAUUCUGUCCGCACAUUUGGCGGCAAAGUCUGCGAUGGUUUAAUAAAACACCAUGGAGGUGACCAAAUUCUGUAGCUUUUUUUUUCAACAUUAGUCGGUACUAAUAAAUGAAAAUGUCUGGCAUUUAAUUGUUAGCUAAGUUAAUAUCCCUUAAAAGAGUACUGAUCACUGCAGGUAUUAUACAACUUAACCGAGAUGCAUGAAUUGCAUUAUUACACUGUAAAUGAGAACUUUGAAAUAUGUGAAAAUAAUUAUUAUCCUUUUAAGACUAAUUCUCUUUGUUUUACGGGGGAUUACCUGGGGCCAAGAACAAAGUUCCUUUCAGAAAGUGGUAUGGAUGCCUGGGAGAAUUAAGGUCUCUAAUUCCUCAAGAGUGUCAAAUCAUGGUCCUUACAGCAACUGUAACAAAGGCUACCAAGCAGCAAAUACUGCAUACACUCCGUAUAUGUGAAAAAGAUCUCCAGCUGAUUGAGCAGAGCCCAGAUGGGCCGAACUUAUUUUGUGGAAUGUCAUACCUUGACAAGAAUGAUGAGAUCGAGUUAGCUUUUUCAUCUUUGAUUAGUGAAGUAAAGGAACUGAACAUUGAGACAGCCAAAACAUUAAUUUACUAUCAGACACGAAAACAAUGUUCUGUGAUCUUCCGUGUGUUUGAGGUAUACCUGGGAAUGCACCUGUACCACACAAGUACUUUGCCCAAAAAUUGA